Hyposmocoma kahamanoa is the source of this 988-nucleotide messenger RNA. Its product is annotated as pyruvate kinase 2-like. The transcript has 7 exons. Lineage: Eukaryota; Metazoa; Arthropoda; Insecta; Lepidoptera; Cosmopterigidae. The record is from RefSeq and is a predicted model, not a curated record. Bases 10 to 948 code for a protein of 312 amino acids.
ACUGGCUUUAUGUUUAACUGCCGUAAAGAUCUGACGGCAAAUGAAAUUUACUCGUUAUGGGGUUGCGGUAUACAAAUAUUCAACGUAGAUCUAACAGUACACGAUGAAAUGUACUUACUAAACGUUAAAAAUGCCAUAAAAGAGUUGCAAGAGAUGCAGAAAAUGAUACACUACAGGCCUAUAGCUCUGUCCAUUACCAUAUCCUUGAACGAUCCUGCUGAAUGUGAUGAAAAUGUUGAUAUUAUAAUUCUAAAGGAUGCAAUGAAACGUCAAGACGUUAUUGAAUUUAAGAAACGGCAGGCAAAAAUUGUUCCCAACACACCUAUUCUUCUUUGGAUUGCGGAGUUGUACAUUGAAGAUAUGGAUCGCUUAAUUUCUGUUGUUGAUGGAGUUAUAGUGGAUUCUGUGAAUGAAGAUGAAAUAGAGAGAAGAAACCUUGAUUUCUGUCCAAGCGCUUUAAAGAUCUGCAAAGAGACACACAAACCAAUAUUUUUCUACAACGCUAACAUUGUAGAGGAAUAUGCUGGAAAUCAACGAAGAGACAUAUUACCAUUUGCUCAGAAGGUUUACAAUAAUCGACUGGACGGUGUCGUUUUGGAAGAUCCCAAAGGGAAGUCUUCGGAAGUUAUUCAGUCCUUAUUUACUGCCAUAUGUUAUUUGGAAAAUAUUUCAGGACCUGCAAAAGAUUGCAUUGAGUUUUCAAAGCAGCUAAAGAUACCAAUACUGCCAAACCUCUCGGUAUCAGUAUCAGCUUGUAUAGCAGCAUCAAAGUCCAAAGCAAGUGCUAUCAUUCUUCUCACGGCCUCCGGGAGAUCAGCAAGAUGGGUGGCCUGUGCAUGUCCCCCGUGUCCAGUAUUGGCUAUCACAACCCGCGCUUCCUCGGCCCGAUUGAUCCAUAUAUAUCGGAAAGUUAUACCGGUGUUGUAUACGGAUGUCGGAGUAUUCUAAUAACAUACACACAAAAAAUAUGAGAUGAAUUGAGAACCUC